AGAUAAUAAAAUUUCCGAGAAAUAAUUUUGGAUUAGGUUUUAUCAAAAUUGUAUGUGUUUUUUAUCAUUUUUAAAUCUUUCCCUUAUUUAAUUAUUUACGUUGUGCCAUAACUCGCAAAGGUAAUGAAUCGUUGUACAAAGGAUUUUUCUUGAAAAUAUUUUAUUUUGAUUUAUAAAGGAUUACAAGGAUAGUUUUGAUUACACAAUGUUCUGGCAUGGAAAUACUUGUCAGCUGUUCAAUAGCAGAUGCUUUGUAAACUUGUUGUUUAUUUUAUGCAUGAGCACAUGCAGUAGGCUUGUGAAGGCUGAUGGAGAGGGCGGGAAAGUCAUUGGCGGUAGAGAUGCCAUGAGGGGCGAAUUUCCAGCGACGGUGGUACUUAGCGGUGCGAAACGAUGCGGAGGUACCAUUAUAUCGUUGAGCAAGAUUAUCUCAGCGGCUCGUUGUUUUUUUGUCGAUGCAAAGCCCGUGGCAAGCGUUAACGUCAUAGUAACCGCAGGCGUCGUGAACCUUCAGACCAAGACCCCCGAGAAGCAGGAGACGCACUUGGAAAAGUACCAUGUUCACGAAAAGUACAAAAGUGUGAAAGAGACAUACACCGUUUCGACACUUUACGAUGUCGCGGUGGGACAUUUGAAAACUCCAUUCUACAAUUCGGAAGUUGUGAAACCGGCGGUCUUACCGGCAGACGAUUGGGAAGGAAUGAAGAAAAUAAUGAAUGAAAUCAAUGCAACAAAUGCUGGCUGCCUCGCAACGGGAUUUGGAGGCAUCACGGCCGACUCGCAAAGAGUAGACUCCGAUGUGUUAAAAGUGGUCGAAGUCUACAUGGCUCCGGACAAAGUGUGCGAUGUUGUCGACGAUAUGGUCGGACACGAAAUUUGCGCCUCAUCGCCACAGGACGGCGGUCGGACGACUCCAGGCGACACAGGAUCGUCGUUCUUGUGCGGCGGGUACAUCAUAGGAAUGGUCAAAGGAAGAGUCAAAUUGAUACAAGACGGAAAAGACGUGCAUUUUAUGGCAUUUACUCUAUUCGGACCUUACAUGGAAUAUUUCGAACUUGGAGACAUGGGAUCAACGUUUCAAUUGCAUCCAGCUAUCUUCCUCUUCUUGCUCUUCAUUUCCUUCUGCUGGCCAUGAUACACUUGUGGGGAAGAUUUAAAAAAAUCGAUGAUUGGCUAUUUAAAUUAGUAAACAUUUGUGUAAUUAUCACCAUUUGUUUCGACAUGUAAUUAUAUAUUUUACAAAAUC
Messenger RNA from Cimex lectularius (bed bug), 1246 nucleotides. RefSeq names its product venom prothrombin activator oscutarin-C catalytic subunit-like. Bases 206 to 1135 code for a protein of 309 amino acids. Gene Ontology annotation, molecular function: serine-type endopeptidase activity. Lineage: Eukaryota; Metazoa; Arthropoda; Insecta; Hemiptera; Cimicidae. Gene Ontology annotation, biological process: proteolysis. The record is from RefSeq and is a predicted model, not a curated record. The transcript is spliced from 2 exons.